GAAGGCGAAAACAGACGCGUCCGAUCGGUUUCAUAUUGUCUCUCUCUUCCCUAUAAGAUCCCCGAUUCCCCACCUCCGCCAAAUCCGUCCACCAAAUCCCCAAAACCCUAUCAGCGAAAUCGACUCGAUCGAGAAAGUUCUUCGUCUCCCUCUCGCGGAAUACACAAAGCACCGGUUGAUCCCAAGCGGAAGAGCAGUGAUGGCGCAGUCCGGCAACAGCGACGCCGCCCCGAUCAGCACCCAGCCCGCGGCGGAGGAGGUGACGGUGGAGAGGACGCCCGAGGAGGAGGCGGCCAGGCUGAGGUACCUCGAGUUCGUGCAGCAGGCGGCGGCGCAGGCCGUCGUGCUUGCCGCCGCGGCCUACGCGUACGCCAAGCAGGGCGCCGGCCCGCUCCGCCCCGGCGUUGACCACGUCGAGGGGACCGUCAAGGCCGUCGUCGGCCCCGUCUACGACCGCUACCACGCCGUGCCGCUCGACCUCCUCAAGUUCCUCGACCGCAAGGUUGACGAGUCUGUCCAGGAGCUGGACCGCCGUGUCCCACCAGUCGUGAAGGAGGUGCCGACCUAUGCCCGCUCUGCAGCAGCUGAGGUGCAGAAGACAGGCAUAAUGGGCACAGCAACUGGACUGGCCAAGUCGGCCAUUGCUCGCGCUGAGCCUAAGGCCCGUGACUUGUAUACCCGCUAUGAGCCUGUGGCGGAGCGCAAGGCUGCCGAAGCCUGGGCCGCCCUGAACCGCCUCCCGCUCGUCCCCUUGGUGACCCGUGCCGUCCUCCCCACAGCUGCACAGCUCUCAGCCAAGUACAACUCUGCAGUGCUCGAUGGCGCUAAGCGUGGCAACUCCGUCGCCACCUACCUCCCGCUCGUCCCAACUGAGCGCAUUGCAAGGGUUUUCGCCAACCCGGCCGCCGACACUGCGCCUGCCACAGCUCCUGAGAUGCAGCCCAUCCCGACGCAGUAACAAUAAGAGCUACCCGGAGUUAUGUUACCUAUAAUAGCUGUUAGGAGUCAGUAUCUCGUUGUAGUGUCUUGUUUGGCUUGUGGUGGACAGUGGUAUUAUGUGUGGAUGGUCACUGUGGUAUCCGCCUGUGUGGAGGCGACUCUGAAUGCUGUUGCUGUGCAGCAUCACCUGCUUUGCGUUUUACUCCCUCCGUUCCUAAAUAUUUGUCUUUCUAGACAUUUCAAAUGACUACUACAUACGAAUGUAUGUAGACAUAUUUUAGAGUGUAGAUUCACUCAUUUUGCUCCGUAUGUAGUCACCUGUUGAAAUGCCUAGAAAGACAAGUAUUGACAAGUAUUUAUGAACGGAGUGAGUAGUUUGUUCUGCAUGAACCACUGUGUGUAAUGCUUUGAAUCAAAGUUACAUGAAGCACCAUCUGUAAAUUCAUAACUGUUUUUAUGCGAGUGUGUAUUGACUGUCAA
Molecule: messenger RNA, 1419 nt
Organism: Triticum dicoccoides
Lineage: Eukaryota; Viridiplantae; Streptophyta; Magnoliopsida; Poales; Poaceae
Product: REF/SRPP-like protein OsI_017815
Exons: 3
Coding region: 200-958 (252 amino acids)
Source: RefSeq, a predicted model, not a curated record